Megalops cyprinoides (Indo-Pacific tarpon) is the source of this 2888-nucleotide messenger RNA. RefSeq names its product suppressor of cytokine signaling 3-like. Gene Ontology annotation, molecular function: 1-phosphatidylinositol-3-kinase regulator activity. The coding region runs from base 423 to 1061 and encodes 212 amino acids. Gene Ontology annotation, cellular component: phosphatidylinositol 3-kinase complex. The record is from RefSeq and is a predicted model, not a curated record. NCBI's taxonomy places the organism in Eukaryota, Metazoa, Chordata, Actinopteri, Elopiformes, Megalopidae. Gene Ontology annotation, biological process: intracellular signal transduction; phosphatidylinositol phosphate biosynthetic process. The transcript has 2 exons.
GCGGCUGUGGCAUUAUCGCGGCCGCCUGCUGACGGAGCGCCGUGCUCAGUGCGCGUAGCGUUAGCUGGACUGAAGUGUCGCUGCUCUCGCAGGACUACGGUCGCUCACGACCCCUGCGUCCUCUGCUCAGCGGGUCUGCACUGCGCGACACGCAGCGACCCCGUCCAAGGACGUCCGCUGGGAUUCAGUUCAACGAUUUGCGUGAAGGAAGAAAUCAGUGGGAUUUACAGAGAAAAAACAAAGUUCCGAGAUAUAGGGAAAGAAAUCAAGGCUUGAAGCUGCCUCCAGGCCAGGUGACACAGACUACACUUCUGGGUGUUCUUUUGGAACAUCCCCGUCUGUGCUCUGACCCGAUCCGCGACUCCUCUUUUCUGGACUCUGUGUGGCGCUGGCCAGGUAGUUCAAGGCGCUUGUGCAGCGCCAUGGUAACCCACAGCAAGUUUGACUCCGCGAUGAGCAGCUGCCCGUUGGACGCCAGCAUGCGGCUGCCGCCUCACCGCUACAAGACCUUCAGCUCCAAGCUGCAGCACCAGCUGAUCCUGACGGCCGUGCGCAAACUGCAGGAGAGCUGCUUCUACUGGGGCACCAUCACCGGCAAGGAGGCCAACGGCCUGCUGAGCGCCGAGCCCGCCGGCACCUUCCUGAUCCGCGACAGCUCUGACAACCGCCACUUCUUCACCCUCAGCGUGAAGACGGCAUCCGGCACCAAGAACCUGCGCAUCCAGUGCGACAGCUGCUCCUUCUUCCUGCAGACCGACCCCAAGAGCGCCCAGGCCGUGCCCCGCUUCGACUGCGUGCUCAAGCUGGUGCAGCACUACAUGGCGCCCAAGGCCGGCUCGCCCGGCUCGCCCGGCGGGAACGCCCCCCGUGCCGCCUACUUCAUCCACUCGGGCGGGGAGAAGGUCCCGCUGGAGCUGGUGAGGCCGCUAUCCUGCAGGAUGUCCUCUCUGCAACACCUCUGCCGCAAGACGGUCAACGGCCACACGGACGUCUCGGGCAAGAGGGACCAGCUGCCUCACACGCUCAAGGAGUUCCUCCAGGAGUAUGACGCCCCCAUCUAGGGGGGACCUGCCCCCGACCCGUUGCCGUGACGAUCGGAGCCAAAAAACACAGCAAGGCGGUCUCAGAGGGGACCCGUUCUGCUCGGGGAGGGAGAACGGUCUGGUCGAAGUGUGGACUCUUUCUGCUUGGGAUGGGGGGGGGACCUGUUCUGAUGUCAUGUGUUCAUGGACAGAAUCGAGUUUUUUUUGGGGGGGUUUUGGAUGACGGUCCUUCCUCCAGGAGGAGACAUGCCAGCCCUGAGGAUGGGGGCUGGCGUUGCCAUGGGAACGGAUCAGCAGUGGCCAGGGGACCUUGAAGAUGCUUAUGCGCGGGUCUCCAGGUAGCAGGACAGAGAUGGUGGAGGUGGCGGUGGCCCGACGUCAGCUCUGGGGAGCGGAGACGAUUGGAAGGGGAACAAGCUCGCAGUGGCACGGGACAGGUGGCUUCCGAGCCCGCCCGGCUCGGAGCAGCCCAUCUCUCUGAAAAGGAUCAAAUCCCACGGCAGUGUGCUGCUAUUAGCUGCAGCUGUGUUAAUCAGAAGAGACUCUUUUUUUCGUCUGGUGUUAAUCAGCCCUCCUCUGACUGUUCCAGUAGUCCAGCCGCUCUGUGAACGGAGUGAACCCCCGAACCCCCACCCCCCUCCCGGGUCAGACUGUCUGCAAUGACUUGAACGUUUCCACUGCUGCUAGCCAAACGCAAAGGCAUUCUGUGUGAGGAGCCCAGAGCUUUGCCAGACUCAGCAAAGCCUCAGUGUUCAUCUGUGACUGCACAUUCGGUCCUCGGCCGGCGUUUGAAACAUGGCCUUGCCUGCCCUUUGAAAGAAUAAAGACUGGAAGUAUUAGAGGCUGGGGGGGCAGGGGAGGGGGGGCAUGUCUUACACGAUACUUUAAUUUCUGCCUCAGCACUGCCAGUAAAUUGCCCUCUGAGCGGGAAACCGGGACACAGUUGAGUGGAAACUCACAGCGGCUGCUAAAGUAAACAUUAGUGUCUUUCGUGGAAAAAAAAUAGAAGAGGCAAAAAAAAAAAACCAGGAUCGACCAGACAGAGAGCUGCAUGACAUCAGGAAAUGAACUGUGAACUCAAACAAAAGGAAAAAAAAACCAAAAUAAAACAAAGUGAGCUGGACAUUGCACGAGAACAGCAGGGUUUAGAUCAGACUUGUCAAAACCUGCCACCCCAAUCAAACUAUGUCUGAUUUAAACCUGUAACCUCCAAUAAGAUAGAGUUCUGUUGCUUUGGAAUUAGUACAGAUUUACUCACUGGCCAAUCACAGGUGUCCAUUCCUGCAGAAGUCCAUCUGCUCCUGUCCCAGUUCUCGAAAAGACUGCAUGAUUCGUGGAACAGAGAGGGUGCUCACUCCUGUUUUUUUUUUUUGUAUUCCAUGUAAACUGCUGAAGAAAACAAACUGUCUUUUCCUGAGAGUGUAGCGGCCCUUUUUUAAGGCGAAGCCUGGCUCUGAACCCUCAGUGCUUCAGAGGAGAGCAGAUCCUGUCAGCUCGCAUCUCGCAUUGAGUGGGAAACCUGCACGAAUGUUGGCAGCGGUUUUUCCAUGAGAGGGAUGCGAGACUCUUCUAAAUGAAUGUAAGGAUAAAAAGGGGAAUCACUCCUCUCUCUCUGGGAGGGUCCAUGAUUCCAACUGUUGUAUUUUGUUUUUUUUUUUUUUAAAGACCAUGUUUGUGUAUACGAAAAACAAACCAGAGAACAUGUCUUUUUGUGUCUUUUAUAAAGAUAUUUUGUAAUAUUUUAAUAUUUGGCCAGGUGACUGGUUGUAAAAGCUUGAAGAUGUGAAGAAAACAACAAAACAAAACAAACAAAUAAAAAAGUCUUUGCACAUAUUUAUAUUUAUA